UUCUCUAAUUCAAAUUUGAAUAUUUGUAUGUUUACUGACAACGUCAGCAUUGUUUUUGUCACUGACUGAUCCAGAAAACAAGAUAAAUGUUGAAUUAAUAAAAAUUUGUACUGUACUGAUAAUUGAAUAACAAAUAAAAAAAGUUAUACUGUAUUUUCUGUCUCUUUAAUGAUUUUUGUCCAAACUUGAAGUAAGCACCCGUCCAUAUCUGUCUCCUAGAUAUUUUCAACAUUAAAUCAAUGAUCUUAACUCUAUUUUAGGUAGAUACAUGCAAAUACAAUGGUUUGAAAUAUGACAAUCCUUCAACAUUAAAUCAGUGACUGUAAAAAAAAAAAAAAAUUCUUGAGUUUAAGCUAAGGAGCAAAAAGGAAAAGAGAGAAACAACUGGAAAGGAUCUUUGUCUUGUUUUAGAUAAUGCUUAAAACUAAAAGCUGUAAUGGUUAUGUUGAAUUAGUUGGAAAUCUGUAAAUUAACCGUGUUUAUGUAUCAAAAGAAUCUGAGACACGCUGUACAUAAAAGGCUUUUGAUGAGCUGUAUCAUUGACAUAAUUGGUUGGAGUCUUGAAGAGAAUGAGUGAUCAUAAUGAUGCCUACCAUCUUUAUUUAAUCAUGGAUAACACCUAACGUUACUUCAUUUGUUAAAACUACAAAUCUUUAUCAGCAUUCAUAUAGUUUCUUAGAUUUUUGCCCACCCCUUACUCUACGGGCUUUCCCUUUUUGCCUGAAUGGGCCUCCUCUCUUACAUAAUAGACUAACAUAAUUAGCCGUUGACCUUCUUCAGAAAGUGCUUGUUUUUGACCCGUCCAAGUGGAUUGGUGUCCCUGAAGCGCUUCACCAUCCUUGCAUGGCGCCUCUAUAUAUUAUUUGGAGUGGAGCCUAUUGUAAACCAUCCCGCUCAAAUUCCUGUUGGUAUCGAUGUAGAUGAGGAUUUUGGAGAGGAGGUGAUAAUAGAGAUGAUGUGGAACGAGAUGCUACAUUGGUACCAUCAUGUUUCAACCUUAACCACUGAGCUCUGAGGCCAAGUCUUCCACGGGUAACUAACAGAGAUCUUCUGCUACUUAUGUUUGAUUCUCAUCAUCUUAUAAACAUAGUCUUGAAGAAGAAGAAGUAUAACUCGUAGUUUAAGCGAGUUGUGAUGCCAUGCAAGUUCUUUUUUUGUUUUACAUGCUUGAAGUGUGCCUGUGAGAAAAUUUAACUCAACCCAAAUCUUAUCUCUUUUACGUCAAAAUUAAUUAACCGCGCGCUAAUGAUAACACACAGAGUAAACCCUCAUGAAAAACUUAUUGCUUCUCCCGCAAGAAAGUCAAUCCGUAAGAUCAACUAAUAUACAUCUGGGAUAACGUUUAUUUUGUUGGUGGAAGCUAAAAUACGUGAUCCGAUCAAUUUAUCACAUAUAAUGAUAUCUGGUCAAAUCACCAAACUAUUUGUUUAUACGAGAAAAUCACAUUCUAGUUUUAAGACAAGUCUCAUCAUGAUAACAACAAAGCCCUACUCUCUUGUCCGAAUCAUUAAUCCUAACAACUCCUCCAUGACAAAAUAAUCAUUCAACCUCUCUACACACAAAAGAAACAAGUAAGCAAAGAAAGCAAGAAAGGAUCUCAUUCAUCGAAUCUAAUUAAGAUGGUGAGUCUCUUUUCGUCGAAGAAAGGAAGCAAAGAAAGCAAGAACCCUUAUUCAACCCGCGGACUUGACAAGUUCUCUACACUUCUCUCUGAGCUAGACGAGAAGAGACAGAACAUUUACGCAAAGAGGGUCGACUCCGAUGGGCCGCCUCUUGUUCGGUUUGUGUUCAAGAGCUCCGGCGAGUGUGUCCCUGUCAUGAUCAAGACAAAGAAAGGACCAAAGAAGAAGGAUGAUGCUCAAGACGAUCUCGUUGUCAAGACCGAGUCAAACACAAAGGAGGAAAAAGAAUUAAAGCCAGAAGCAAGGGAGAAUAAACAGAGAUGUGCAUUGAAAGAGAAUCUGAAGAAGUUUUCAAGACCGAACCAUUUUUUGCCACUGACAACGAUCUUGGUUCUGAUCUUCUUGAUGUUUUUUGGACGAAGCGUUUCGAUAAUGUGCACUUGUAUUGUUUGGUACUUGAUUCCGAUUAUCAAGGAACAAAGUAGAAAGAAAGGUUCAACAUGCAAGACCAAAAAGAAGAAUAAGGAGAAAACGAAUACAGAAAAUGGAGCAUCUCUUAAUAAGAAGAUGGCUUGUGACCAAACUGUUCUCAAGGAGAAGUAUCCGCAUGUGGCUGCUCCAUGUCAAACCACCCGGUGACAGAAAAACUGAUAAACUUGUACUAUUUUAUUGUGUGUGAAAAUUCUUUUAUUCGUUUUAUCUGAUAUUAACCCUAAUGUUUUUGUUCCUUAUUUGUUUUGUUCAUAUAGUUGUUAAUUUUUGAAAAUGAUUUUUUUUGUUGGUAAAA
Brassica rapa (field mustard) is the source of this 2409-nucleotide messenger RNA. RefSeq lists its product as uncharacterized. The record is from RefSeq and is a predicted model, not a curated record. Lineage: Eukaryota; Viridiplantae; Streptophyta; Magnoliopsida; Brassicales; Brassicaceae.